GCUGGCAGAAACCACUCACAGUAGCAACCUUUCAACGUUCAGGACAACAGCAAAAGGAAGAAGAAACAAGUUUUUAAAAGUCGAAACCAGGAGGAAUGCAAUGACGUCCAUAUUUGUCUUCAGUGCGACCCAGGAAGGCAAGACGAUCUUGCUUCACAAGUACACCGGCUACGUAACACUCAUCGUGAACGUAGCUUCUCGAUGCAGCUUCACCCCGGCGAACCUCGCAAUGCUCAACGAAGUACAACAGACGUACGCAAAUCGCAAUUUCAGCGUCCUCGGCUUCCCGUGCUCGCAAUUUGCGAACCAAGAACCCCUCAACAACGCCGAGAUCGCGCAGUGGAAGAUGAGCGUGCCGGUCCUCUUUCCCGUCUUUGACAAGAUCAACGUGAAGGGCGCGCAUGCAGACCCGCUUUUUCAAAUGCUGCGCGCUCAACAAGGCGCACCGCUGUGGAACUAUACAAAGUACCUCUGCGAUCGCAACGGUGUCCCGUGUCGCAAACUAGAGCCUGGAUGCUCGUUGGAUUCACUCAAGCAGGCAGUUGAGUGUGUUCUGUGA
Messenger RNA from Leptomonas pyrrhocoris, 559 nucleotides. RefSeq names its product putative glutathione peroxidase. The transcript has a single exon. NCBI's taxonomy places the organism in Eukaryota, Euglenozoa, Kinetoplastea, Trypanosomatida, Trypanosomatidae. Gene Ontology annotation, biological process: response to oxidative stress. Gene Ontology annotation, molecular function: glutathione peroxidase activity. Bases 101 to 559 code for a protein of 152 amino acids. The record is from RefSeq and is a predicted model, not a curated record.